AUGCCGGCACGGGCUCCGGCAGCUGGCCACGCAGCCGCCGCUACGCCGUGGGGGAUGAGGUCGAGGUCCUCUUCACCGGACCGGGCUUCCGCGGCGCGCGCUUCGAGGCCACCGUUACCGCGCGCCUCCCGGGCUCCGGUCGCUACAAGGUACUCUACUCCCGAACUUUUCGUCCGCUGCGGCGGCCCCCCGCUGCGGGAGGUCGUGGCAGCCUCCGAUGUACGGCCGAGACCGCCGCCGCCGCCGCCGGGGCGCGAGUUGGAGCUGUUCGAUCUCGUCGAGGCGUACCACAGCGACGGAUGGUGGCCGGGCCUCGUGUCCGACAUCCAGCCCAAGCGGAGGCGGAACCAGGAGACACAGUUCGCCGUGUCCCUCCCGCUGUUCCGCGAGGUAGUGGUGCUCUCGGCCUCGUUUGUGCGGCCCAGCCGGGAGUUCGUGUACAGAAGCUCGAUCGACGCGCAGGAAGUGCUGCGAGGGAUACCACAAUAUGCAGAAGGAAGCCGCAUAGAAGUGAUGUGUGAUAAACAGGGCAGAGUUUGGAGGCCGGCUAUUAUUAAGAAGAUGGUCGGCAGUACCAACUAUGUUGUUAGCUACGGAAAUGGGGAGAGCUCCAUUGAGGUCCUCCACACAAGGUUCACUUGGCUAGAACCCAUCUCUGACAAAAUGAAGUUGGAGUAUGAAUUGAAGCCCUCGGCAGAGGUGGAAGAGAGGUUAUUCGGCUUGAUCAUGCUGCUCAGAUGUGGGCUGUUCUUCGUCAGCGCUAUGAGCCCUCUGCUAUCUGCAAUAUGGCGUGAGCUUGGCACUCUUAGUCCCCAGUUGUCCCCGGACACUUGUGACUCCUGCAGGAAGCAACAGAGCCACCUCGAGCUUCGUCGCACCUAUGACUUCCUGACUCGUCUGCGUGCUGAGUUUGAGCCCCUUCGUGCUCAAUUACUUGCUCGUGAGCCGUGCGUGUCUUUGAUGGAGGCUCUUGCUGCUGUUCGUAAUGAGGAGACUCGCCUUCAUUCUGCUAGUCUACUUCAGUCGACGUCCUCCUCAGUCCUGGCUGCUCGGUCUGGAAUUCUUGGUUCUCCUCCCAAAGUGCCUGCUUCAGCAGCCUCUGGUGGCUCGGGGACUCGCAACUCAGGUGGCCUUCAUUGUAAGCACUGUGGCAGAGAUGGACAUGAUGAGGAUCAUUGUUACAAGAAGAAGAGGCAGGCUCAGUCUCAGUCUCGCCGAGGUGGGCGUUCCUCACAUGCUCAGUCUCAGCAUCCUGAUGCACAGCAGGAGAUACUCAUGUUACUUCGUCGCCUUGCUGUUCCUCCACCUACUGGAGCCUCUGGUUCUGUCACUACUAGAGCUGCUGGUUCUGUCACUCCUGCCCCAGUACUCUCUGCUGCUACUUCUCAGUCUUUUAUUGAGAGACCACCAUCCACUUCAGGUAUCUUGCCAUGGAUUCUUGAUUCUGGUGCUUCUUUUCAUAUGACACCUGAUAGUACCUCUCUUUCUUCUAUUUGCUCUCCUUCCAUUCCUCUCACUGUUCAAACUGUUGAUGGCUCAUCUCUUUCGGUUGUUGGUCUUGGCACUCUUUCUUCUUCUUCAUUUCAUGUUCCUAAUGUUUCUUAUGUUCCUGAUUUGACCAUGCAAAUUAUUUCUGCUGGCCAGCUCACUGAUCAUGGUUGCCGUGUUAUUUUUUAUUCUGACACUUGCUGUGUACAGGAUCUCAGCAUGGGUCUCCUAGUUGGUACUGGCCCUCGCCGCCAUGAUUCUCCGCAUCUCUGGGAACUUGGUUGGCUUCGUCUUCCUUCCGCUGCCUCUGUCGGUCUUGUGAGCUCUGCUUCUCCUGCAUCGGCUUCUUCCUCUUUUGCUCAGUGGCAUCAUCGCCUGGGACAUCUAUGUGGUUCCCGCUUAUCCACUCUUGUUCGUCGUGGUGUUCUAGGAAAUGUCUCUGGUGAUGUUUCUUUAGAUCAGUGUCAGGGUUGUGUCAUUGCAGAUGUUGGCAGCUGUGAACCUAGAAGAUAUAGAGUAAAGGUCAAAGAGCAUAGCAACGCAUAUGGAAAUGACUACAUGAUUGUGUCAAGUGCGUCCUUGAGACCCAAGGCCAAAUGGGACAGUCCGGAAUGGAGGAUACGUUCUACCAAGAAACAUACCAGGAAAAGAAAUUAUUCAGAUUCUGAUUCUGACUAUUCAUCAGAUUCUGGCUAUUCACCAGAGUUCUCCACACCUGGUGGAAACAGUGAUCUGUAUAGUUCAAUCCCUAACAAAAGGGUGAGGAAAGAAAAUGCUCAAAUGGAAGAGGUGCACUUGAGGCACUCUUUAAAUCUCAGGCAAGAUACAGGCAGCUCAUCAUUAAAGCAUGUUAUGGAUAUGGAAAUACCUUCUGAAAAGCAUGUCUCUAGGGUGAAGAAACUAGAGAGAGAACGGGUGGGUUUAGGGUUUGGGGUUGUAAAGGGGGAAGAGCAAAUACUGGAAGCCAAUGCAGUGAAGUUAAUCUGUACACCGUGCGAUGGAAAAGGGAGGCACUCCUUGCCAAAGGCACUUGCUAGUAAGAGAAAGGACCUUUCUGUUUCUUCACUGGAUGAUGUUAUUGAAAUUGGUAGCAAGUACAACUUUGGUGAUGCUGUUGUGAUCAGUGAUGACUCUAGCCAUGGAAGUUUUAUUGAAAUCAGCGACGAUUCUAGUUGUAACCCAAUCAAAAUGCAAAGUGGAGGCGAAAACCAGGAAAUGUGCCCAAAAAUUACAGAGAUAGAUACAGAAAACAAAAAAACAGGCAUUUCACCUGAGGAGGCGGCAGCCUUCCUAAUCGGAAAAUUAGAACCACCUUCAUCUGGACAAAAGGGUGUCAAGGCUGACCUCGUUUGUAUUGAAGCCCGUAACGAUAACAAAGUGGAGAUAAAAAACGAAAGAAUGGGUAUGUCUCUUGUGUCAGCAGAAGGUUUUCACCUGGAAACCUGUAGAAACUUGUUCUCUACAACUUCCUUGCUGCUGAUGCCUAAAAACAAAAUGGAGGUCUUUGAGAAGCUACCACAGAAUCCACACUUCCGUAAGGCGUGGAAUUGUCCUCCAGAACUUCGUGGAGGAAGAGCCAUAGGACAUAUGGUCUCUUUUGCAGACAUGGCCGAAAGCAUCAAGAACAUGCGAAUUCAGGAUGAACCUCGACUUUAUGAAGAGAAGAUGAGCAUCCUAUUGUAUAUGGAGGAAGAGAACGGGUUUGAAGCUGGCCCCCUGAAGGUCCGCCUCCAUAACCUGCUUUGUACAAGGACUUGCCAGAUUAAUCUCAAGAGCAGGAAACUCCAAGUCGAUUUGUGUCAAGUUGAGGAGUCACUCAAGUAUGUUGAAGCCGUUUUUUGUAGCAUUGCUACUGCACCGUGGCAAUCAGACGCUGCACCUUGCUACAGUAUCUUGCUCCGCUAUUAUGGGAGUAUGUCUGCUUUCUUCAUGGAUCUGAGAGAAAAUGAUCUUCUCAGUUAUGUCUAUUUUGAGUAUGCAGUCUGCCCCACCUAUGAUCUUAGGAUAUGUGUAUUUUGA
Miscanthus lutarioriparius is the source of this 3507-nucleotide messenger RNA. The record is from the annotation of a GenBank genome assembly. NCBI's taxonomy places the organism in Eukaryota, Viridiplantae, Streptophyta, Magnoliopsida, Poales, Poaceae.